Messenger RNA from Cloeon dipterum, 1434 nucleotides. RefSeq lists its product as uncharacterized. Lineage: Eukaryota; Metazoa; Arthropoda; Insecta; Ephemeroptera; Baetidae. The transcript is spliced from 3 exons. The record is from RefSeq and is a predicted model, not a curated record. The coding region runs from base 126 to 1376 and encodes 416 amino acids.
GGACUUAAUUUGAUAAAUCAUGAGAACCGCGUGGAGUCAAGGGCGUCCGCAGCGACGGAGGAGGGGACCUCGAGAGAUAAUGCUUGGCACGCGGCGAUUCCCUUUUGAUUUUCGCACUAGGCACGAUGAACGAGCUCGUGUCGGCCGAUGAGGUGCGGGCUGUGGCCGAGAAAAUGCUGGGUGCCGACGCCGAACUCAUCGACUACGUGGUGGGAAAGGGCACAGCCACCGUGCAGGGCUUCAUGUCCGACAUCCUCAGGGUCAGCUUCAGGGUGAAGGUCGGCAGGAAAAUCGUCGAGUCAAAGUUUGUGGUCAAGAGGCAGCCGAAUCUGGAGUCGCAGCAGAAACUGGCCGCCGAGUUUGGCAUUUUCGAGCAUGAGAUUGCCUUCUUCGAAAAGUGCUCGCCGCUGCUGUUAGAGCAGUGCCCUGAACUGCCCACCGUCAGGUGCUACCGGACCGACCGGCACAGGCAGAUCAUUUACAUGGAGGACCUCAAGGAGGCCGGCUUCUGCACAGUCGUCGGCAACGUUGUCCAACUCAAGGACAAUAUCUUAGGAAUGGAGCACGCCAGGAAGGUCAUGCAGACGCAGGCCGUCUUCCACAGCGCCUCUGUUGGAAUCGACUUUUACAAAAGGUUCCCGGAGCUCUUUGAGGAAGACACGUUUUUCGAGAGGAACGGCGGAAGCGUGAUGCGGAACUGCGUGAAGCAGGCGGUGCAGAAGACGCUUCUGCCGAUCGCGCUGCACCACUUUAAGGAGGAGCGCUUCAUCAAGAGUGUCGAGUGGGUGGCUAGUGACGACUUCUACGAGGCGGUCGUGGCCGCCUGCAAGCCAACUGCGGACAGGAUCAACGUUCUGUGCCACGGCGACAGCUGGGCCAACAACAUGAUGUUCCAAAUCGACCCGAAAGACGGAAACAUUCUGCAAAUCAAACUGAUCGACUUCCAGCUCGUCAGGUACACGGCUGGAAACCGAGACCUGCUGUACUUCCUCUACAUGUGUUUCUCUACCGAGUUCCGCGAGCAGAACAAGAAAGAGCUGCUGGCGCUGUACUGGGAUACGUUUUCGAGCGAGUGUGCUAAGCGGGGCAUCGCGCUGAACUCUAGCCUCGAGAAAUUCUGCGCCGACUUUGAGGCAGACCGCAUUUUCGGACUCAUGAUGUCGGCCGUUUUCCGGCCGACCAUAUUCAUGGACGAAAAUUUCCCGCAGGGUGACGAGGCGCUCACGGACGAGCAGAUGAAUGGCAUCAUGGACGGAGGGGCGACCGGACCUGAAAAGGCCCUGGAAGAAUUUGAAAACAAUCCAGCCUACCGACGAGAGUUGAUUUCUAUUAUUUCAGAACUUGCAGAAUAUUAUCACGAGGUUUAUCUUAAAUAAUGGUGCUAAUUUUAAUUUGUUAUUUAGCUUGAAUGAUAAUUAAACUACACUGAAGAGC